AAGAGGAUAAAAGUAACUUGGAAAUCGGCGAACGCUUGCCGAAGUGAAGAGGAGUAUUCUGCUUCACGGCGUCGAGCUCGGCGGCGGCGGCGCGGCAAUGGACGAGGCGGAGCAGCUCUGCGAGGCGGCGAGGAACGGCGACAUCGGAAGGCUCGAGUCCCUAAUCAGCGCCGGGGCCGACGUCUCUCACUUCGACGCCGACGGUCUCACCCCGCUGAUGCACGCGGCCAAGUCGGGCCGCGCCGACGCGGCGAAGGCGCUCCUCGAGGCCGGUGCGCCCUGGAACGCCCUCUCGCCUUCCAAUCUCUCCGCCGGCGACUUCGCCAUGGAGUCGGGUCAUCAGGAAGCCUUCGAGCUUCUCCUCAACGCCGGAAUUCAAGCGGAGCUGAUUCUGGGGACAAUUGCAAGGAAAAGUAAAGCCGGUGACUGUCAUGGGGAUUACUUGGAUGACAGGGUCAAUUUUAGUGAGGAUAAGCUGAUGGACACAAAUAGCAAAGCUGUCAUGAUGGCUUGGGAAAAGCCAUUGAUGGAGGCUCAUGCCAAAGCCAUUUGUUCACAGGGUGGUCACAUACUGAACAUCGGAUUUGGAAUGGGUCUUGUCGAUACAGCCAUUCGGCAAUAUGCUCCUGCUACACACACUAUAGUAGAGGCUCACCCUGAUGUUUUUAAACGAAUGCUUGACACUGGUUGGGGUGAUAAGGACAAUGUAAGGAUAAUAUUUGGUCGUUGGCAAGAUGUUCUUUGUCAACUUGGAUCUUAUGAUGGUAUAUUCUUCGACACGUAUGGAGAAUAUUAUGAAGAUAUGAGGGAGUUCCACCAGCAUCUUCCUGUUUUAUUGAAACCUGGGGGAAUCUACUCAUUUUUCAAUGGGCUUUGUGGAGAUAAUGCCUUCUUCCAUGUUGUUUAUUGCCAUUUAGUUUCUCUGGAAUUGGAGAAUCUGGGCUACUCCACGCAAUUAAUUCCCUUGCCUGUGAAGGCUUGUCUGGGAGAAGAAGUUUGGGAAGGUGUGAAACAGAAAUAUUGGCAGCUUGAUACGUAUUACCUCCCAGUUUGCCAAACUGUGCAAGACGAGGAAUGAUGUUGUUUACUCUUGACUUAAGCUCUGAAAGCACUGUCUUGAAGGCGCUUAAAAUAGCAUUUUAAGUUGGCUUUCACUAUCUGGAUAGGGUUGCAACUUUAUAAGCAAUUGGUGGAAAGGAUGGGUAUGUUCUACCAUCUAUCAAGUAUCUUUUGAGGUUUUCCAUUCAACCAGUGGUGUUCUUCAGGCUUCAUCUUCUUCAGUAGAGAUAUACAGCAGAAUAUCAUAUGUUAGACUCAGAAGAAAAACAUAGAAUAUUGAUAGUGAAGCCAUGUCCUACUCUUGAAGAGAUGGAUGUGGUACAUUCACAGUUGUUCAAUUCAGUAAAUCACUAUCUAUUGCAGUUCACUGAAGCUAGACUAGUGGACACUUUUGAGAUUCUUGUUGCAAUUAAAUUUCAAUCUCGGCGUUCAAAUGCUUAAGGGUGGAAUUUUAGAUCCUCUUUGGAUUAUUUUCUUUUUCUGUGGGAUGCUGAGUCCAAUGAGAACCUUCUCCUCUUCUUGAGA
Syzygium oleosum is the source of this 1584-nucleotide messenger RNA. RefSeq names its product protein arginine N-methyltransferase 2. Gene Ontology annotation, molecular function: protein binding; protein-arginine N-methyltransferase activity. Bases 98 to 1078 code for a protein of 326 amino acids. The record is from RefSeq and is a predicted model, not a curated record. Lineage: Eukaryota; Viridiplantae; Streptophyta; Magnoliopsida; Myrtales; Myrtaceae. Gene Ontology annotation, cellular component: cytoplasm; nucleus. The transcript is spliced from 3 exons.